GGUCAGUAUUCUGUGUUGGUAGCUGGUAGGUUGCAAGCUAACCUGCUGAGUUUCCGCCUCUGAAGGCAGCUGAGCCGAGCCGUGAAUGAACCCCGCACCUCAAUGUAUCUCCCGUGGCCGCGAUGGCAGCGACAGAAACGGUCUGAGUCUAAAAUCUUAGCUAUGUAGCUAAAUGGUUCAUACUACCUGUAGUUAAUGUCAGUGGGAUUCGUGUCCUUAGCUAUUUCCACCAGUAGCUAGUUUUUUUCUUUCUGGGACACACGGCGGCAGCUAGCCCCCUCUCUCGCCACUACAGGAGGAUGCUGAAGCUGUUCGGUGCACUGGUUAUCCUCGGACUGGUCCUGGCGUGCAUCACCUCCUGGGUGCUGGACAGCUAUGACACGGCUUGGCACCCGAAACGGAGCGUUCAGCACCCGACUGUCCGUGAUGGGGAUGACUCUAAGGGGAGUUCGCCACCAUUUCCCGGCGGCGAGUUGAGCAAUAUAUUCUGGUUUAUACAGGUGUCCGACAUUCACAUUAGCCGAUUUCAUGACCCAAGACGUAUUCCAGAUUUUGAAAACUUCUGCACUGACACAAUUGAAGUGAUUAAGCCAGUUCUAGUGCUUGCAACAGGGGAUCUGACAGAUGCUAAAACAGAGAGUAAGGUGGGUUCCCUCCAGCAUGAGGUGGAGUGGCAGGCUUACCACAACAUCCUGAAGAGGUCACGUGUGAUGGAGCGCACUAGGUGGAUAGACAUCCGUGGAAAUCAUGAUGCCUUCAAUAUUAUUUCAUUGGACAGCGUCAACAAUUAUUACCGGAAAUACUCGGCCAAUCAGAAAGUAGGCUCUUUCCACUAUGUUCACAAAACUCCCUUUGGCAACUACUCUUUUGUCUGUGCGGAUGCCACUCUGACUCCAGGACCCAAGAGGCCGUACAAUUUCUUUGGUAUUCUCAACCAGACUCAAAUGGACUUGCUGGACACGUUCAGAGCUGAGAGUCUGAAAAGCAACCAGUCGAUCUGGUUUGGCCACUACACCACCUCAACUGUCGUCUCCCCGUCUCCAGGAGUUCGGGACAUGAUGAGAUCUGCAGUUGCAUAUCUGUGUGGCCACCUGCACACACUGGGCGGCCUGAUGCCCGUCCUCCACAGCAGACAUCCCCAAGGCACCCUGGAGCUGGAGCUGGGUGACUGGAUGGACAACCGCAGGUACAGGGUUCUGGCCUUUGACCACGACCUGCUGAGUUUCUCCGACCUGAGGUUUGAGCAGUGGCCUGCCGUGCUCAUCACCAACCCCAAGGACGCACAGUAUCUGCAUCCUGGAGUGGAGCCGCUGGCUCGAAUACGGAGAUCAACACACAUCAGGAUCUUGGCCUUCUCAGAGGCCCCAAUCAAAGCGGUGCAUGUAAGCGUAGAUGGGAAACCUCUGGGGAAAGGCCACGCAGCCGGAGGGCCUCUCUAUGUUCUGCUGUGGGAUCCAUCUCUCUACCUCACUGGACUGCACACCAUCAGAGUUAAAGUGGAGGACUCGGCAGGCCGAUCGUCAGUGCGGGAGCAGCACUUUACUCUGGAGGACGACCUGACUCCCAGCUUUGGUUUCGUGCAGUCCUUCGUCCUCCUCACAGACCACUACAUCCUGGCCCGAGUGGCCUUCGUUUUUAUCACGCUGCUGAAUGUCGGGGUGCUGCUGGCCUUCAGAUUCCUGCGUGUUCCAAGUGGAAGAGGAUUGACCUCUCAAGCCUGUGUGUCCCUCCAUCUGGUCAGCACAAUGGACACCUUCUACUACUCCCUGCUGCUGUUUAACCUGUGUACAGCCUUAGGUCCGUGGUUCAUAGGAGAGAUGAUAGAUGGCCAUAGCGGUGCCUGCUUCGCCUUUGGGGUGUUCGUCGAUGGACACUUCCUGGAGGGCAGUCUCACUUAUGUUAUUGGAGUCGUUCAACUGCUAUUCUUCAACAUGCCCCUCACCUGUUAUCUCUGCUGGUGCCUCCAUCACCGUUGCCGCGGCAACACCUUCCGAUCCCACUUCCUGGGGCCGGGCUGCCGCUGGCGGACUCUGGCAGUUCACCUCUUAAUGCUGCUGCUGCUCACCUGGCAGGUUCACUCCUGCUAUUUUCUCUUUGAGACCUACGGCCUUGUGGCAUUUUUCCUGUCUCCAGUCCGCACAUGGGCGUUAGGGCUCAGUCUGCUAUUGGUCUACCGCGCCUGGACAGGCCCCACCCCUCUUGUUCGCGACAACAGCAAGAGCGUCUCUCCCUCUUGACAGUAAUUGUGCCGCCACGAUUUCCAUCAAGUGUGACUCAGAUAUAUUCUGCUGUCUCUAUCCAACCUGAAAGCCCCCCACCUCCUUUCUUUCUUUCUCUCUCUCUCUCUCUCUCUCUCCCCCCCCUCUUUCCAAAAGCCAAUUCACAGUACAUCACUCAAUAUCCUGUUUAAUGAUAGUAUUGUUUACUUAAUAUGCAUGUUAUUGUAAAGCACCGGUGAGCACAUUUCUGGCCAUAUUCAUAGCAAUGUGUGCAAAAUAGCCAAGUAAAAUAGCCUAUUUGAGAGGACUCGUCCAAUGUGUGCCGCAGUUAACAGUAUAUUCUGCUGUGAUUUAAGCUGACUCAUUUACUUGAGCAUUAGCACUUUUUUGGAAGUGUUGCCUAGGCCUAAUGCCACUUCACCACUGCCAAAGGAUGAAUAAGCAAGAUUUCACCUUUUAUUCUUCCCUCUGAAAAUCAUUGUCAUUCACUAAUAUAGGCUGGACGUGCCAAACCGAUCCUCAUGUUUACCUUCCGACACAAAUUGGGUGGAUAAGAAAGCUUCAUUUUGUACACUGUAAGCUUUCCUAUUUCCCCCAUGGCUGACAGAGCAUGGUAGUGACAAUAACUCUGGUGAAGAUAACCCAGGUAAUGCAAGCUAAACGAUCAAAUUUUCAAGUUUUAUUCUACACAAUUACAGGACAUCAAAUUAGGGAAAUUACAGAUCUGUAGUUGAUCUGUGUACAAGUAGUUAUUGACUACACGCGUUUUUAAUUAAAAUGAAUUUGUGGAAAAUGAAUGAAACCAUUGCACACAACUGCCACUUAAAAAUUGUCUCAAUAUUCGCAUUGAAUAGUUAUAUCAAAAACUUAAAUGCCACUUGCCACCAAAACACAACAACAAGUUGGCUAGACUCUUCGUGCUCCUUCAAACGUGACUACAGAAGCAGCUGUUUGUUUCUCAGGAAUGUGAGCACUUUAACAAAAGGCUGGUCCCAGUAGUAUUUCAGGACAAUGUUUUUAUACUCCAUAGUAGCUCAGUGAACUAAAACCCAUGUUAAACAAUCGAGAUGUGUGGUGGCUAAAAAACAAAAUGAAUGUGUUAUAGAUGUGGUGAAAUAAGAUGAACCAGUACUAUGCUGUUUUAAUUUAUUCUUUCUGAUUGUAUUGAGUGAUUUCUUUUUUUAUAAUCCCUUCAUGUUAUAUAUCUGCACAGGAAAUGGGCAUUUCUUGCAUUGGAAGGUAAUUGGACCGCUCUGUGUGUAAAAAAAAAAAACUGUUUGUCUGUAACGUUCCAAUUUCCUUUUUGUGAAGGUGUGAGCAGUAAACUGUGUCUGUUGCACUCUUUUAAUCCUUUCUAGUCAGUAGUAUCAGGUGCCUGGAUUCCCCAAGAACAAACUGAUCUUAAAACAAAAAGGGUGAAGACCACAUUUAUCAAGUGUUUUAAUGGAAGCAAUGUUCCAACAGUUAGAGUUAAAUCAUGGUUGUUUUUUAAGCCAUACCCAGUGUGUGUGCAGAAUAAUUGCUGUGUUGUAAUAAGACAUGCAGUUUAAUAUUAGAACAGCUGCUAGACUCUGAGAAAACAAAAUUAUGUGCACUCUUGAUGGCAAUGUUUUUACUAACUUUUCCUCCCCCUUCUCUGCAAAAACAAGUAUUUUUGUACAGGAGCACUACCAAAUGUAUAAUUCCAGCAUAAAGACGGAUAUUAAAAAUGUAUGGAUUUUUGUUAUUGGAGAGUUCUUCUCCAAUGACGCUGAGUACCUCUCACAAGCUAUGUAAUCUGUCCACAAGGAGGCAGAAUUGUGUUGCAUUUCACUCCCACCCUUCGAAUCAUGCAUGGAAUUUUAUUUUUAUUUUUUUCCUUUUUCUUUUUGCAGAAAAGCACCAAAACCAUAUCUCGAUGAGACAAUUGUGAUAAUGUAUUAAUGCUCACUGAAUAUGUUUAACUAUGAAUCUGGGUGUGAUGGGUCUGUACUGUACAUCGAUUUGACUGUUGACAAGAAAAACAGACAUCGACCCCACCACCAUUAUGUCUCUGAGAAGGAAUAUAUGGCAAUUGAUACUGGUACUGGUGUUCACUUAUUGACCUAUUCUGCAUCCCCUCCUAUGUUCAAACACUAAAAGUGUAUGAAUGAAAAGAUGAUGAUUUUACACCAGCCACAUAUUUUUCUUGUGACUACUGAAAUUGGAGCCAACCACAAUUUUAUUUUAUUAAUGGUUUAUAGUGCUGUGGAAUAAAAUGUUCAUUACAGUAAAUCAUA
This is a messenger RNA of Perca fluviatilis (European perch), 4477 nucleotides long. It is a transcript of the gene tmem62, whose product is annotated as transmembrane protein 62. The record is from RefSeq and is a predicted model, not a curated record. The coding region runs from base 300 to 2237 and encodes 645 amino acids. The transcript has 13 exons. Lineage: Eukaryota; Metazoa; Chordata; Actinopteri; Perciformes; Percidae. Gene Ontology annotation, molecular function: hydrolase activity.